UAUGCCCCUGCAUUCGAUCAGCUGUUUGCGUGGCUUUUUAUAUUCGCACGCUUUUUGGCCGAAUUUGUUUCGUUUAUUUAAUAAGAAAUGACAAACUCCGAGUUUCAGGCUGUAGUUCUGGCCGCGGGGCGUGGCACUCGACUACCGGAAGUGCUGGGCGAUGCCCCCAAGUGCUUACUGCCUGUGGGCCCGUAUCCCCUGGUUUGGUACCCCCUAAAUCUGCUGCAACAACAUAAUUUUUCAGAGGUUAUUGUGGUGGUGCUGGAGCAGGAAAAGCUCGAAAUUCAAUCGGCCCUGGAAAAUACACCCCUGAAACUAAAAUUGGACUAUGCCACGAUUCCCGGUGACAAUGACUUUGGGACUGCAGACAGUCUGCGGUAUAUAUACGACAAGAUCAAGUCCGAUUUCCUUGUGCUUAGCUGCGACCUGGUCACCAAUGUUAGCCUGUAUCCCCUUAUCAACAAGUUCCGGGAGCACGAUGCAAGUUUGGCCCUGCUCCUCUUUCCCAGUGGUUUCGAGUCAGAUGUCGUGAUGCCGGGUCCCAAGAGCAAGCAUAAACCAGAACGAGAUGUGAUUGGCAUUCAUGCAUCAACCCAAAGACUGGCCUUCGUGUCUGCCGCCAGUGACUGUGAGGAAACCCUGAAUAUCCAGAGACAUCUGAUAAAGAACCGGGGACGACUCGAUGUGUACAGCCGAUUAGUGGAUGCCCAUGUCUAUGUGCUGAAGAAAUGGGUCAUCGACUACCUUCGGAGGAAAGAGAACAUUUCGACCUUUAAGGGCGAGUUUCUACCGCAUUUGAUAAAGAAGCAGCACUCCAAACGACCACCAAAAGCAGUGCAGGACACAACCUCUGAAGUCGGCGCGAUUACCAAGAAUGAGGAUAACGUUUUGCAUUACGUUCCUUACACCAUUCUGGACCAGAAGAUCACACAGACCUCUCUCUUCAACCAAUCUCUGUCCCAAGUUCCCUAUCACGGUGACGUGGUGCGCUGCUAUGGGAUUCAGGCAGGCAAAGAGGCGUUCGGAGUGCGGGUAAACAACACUCUGAGCUUCCUGGCAAUCAAUCGCAAACUGGCCAGCAUCUGGAACGAUCUGUGUGGCGAAAAGCACCCUCUAAUCUCCCCUGGCGCCCUGGUGAAGUCCACUCAAACGAAGGAGAUCAUUGCCGCCGACAACGCCAAGCUGUCCGAAAAGACCUCGCUGAACUUUAGCGUCUUCGGUCCCAACUGCAUCAUCAACCCCAAGAACAUUGUGGCCAACUCGCUUAUCAUGUCCAACGCCGUCGUGGAGGAGGGUUGCAACAUCGACAACUGCAUCAUUGGUCAUCGGGCGCUGGUGAAGAGCGGAUCAGUGCUGAAGAACUGCAUUAUCGGGCCCAACUACGUGGUGGAGGAGGGCACCCACAGCCAGGCGGUGCACCUAUCCAACGCGGAUCAGUUCAUGGAGAUUGACAUACAGUGAGCGGCUAACUUAAUGUGGCUUCCUUUAUUAACGAAUUGAGUUAGAAGGCGGAUUCUUCUAGCAGGACAUUAAAUAUUACAAAUAGGUACACAAAA
Messenger RNA from Drosophila ficusphila, 1556 nucleotides. It is a transcript of the gene eIF2Bgamma, whose product is annotated as translation initiation factor eIF-2B subunit gamma. The coding region runs from base 88 to 1461 and encodes 457 amino acids. The transcript has 4 exons. NCBI's taxonomy places the organism in Eukaryota, Metazoa, Arthropoda, Insecta, Diptera, Drosophilidae. Gene Ontology annotation, biological process: cytoplasmic translational initiation; biosynthetic process. Gene Ontology annotation, molecular function: translation initiation factor activity; guanyl-nucleotide exchange factor activity. Gene Ontology annotation, cellular component: guanyl-nucleotide exchange factor complex; eukaryotic translation initiation factor 2B complex. The record is from RefSeq and is a predicted model, not a curated record.